CAUUUCUAACACCAAGAAGACAAAAGGAAAACAGAGGCAAAGGCACUCUGAAAAUACAGCUACAGUCCAAUGCAUAGAAGCACAUCAAGAUGUAUCUACUCCCUGCUUCUACUGAUGAUAGCGUUGGGGGUGCCUUUCAUGACGCUUGCUCUUGCAGAUGAACUUGCAGGAACAACUAUACCACCAGAAAGUCGCCCUUGUGUUGAUUGCCAUGCGUUUGAAUUCAUGCAGAGAGCUUUACAAGACCUUAAAAAGACAGCAUAUAGCCUAGACUCACGGACUGAGACACUUCUUCUAAAAGUGGAGAGGAGAACUCUGUGUGAUUGCAUCUCUGCCGAGGGCCUAAGCUGAAGAUGACGAAACCUGCGAAAGAUGUCCACAACAACUCUUUCGCUGCUGUUGAAGGUUGCGAUACAUUGCACGGCAAUGUGUGGUAGGCCUGCUCCUGCAGCGAAAGCGUUCAGUUGAAAGUAUAUUACGAAUAAAGACUACACGGGACAAAUGCAUUUCAACAACACAAAUUGUGCAUGUGUGCGAAAUGGGACAGCCAUAGGAACGGUUCUUAAAAUCAACCACAAUUUUUAAAUCUGUUUUGUGCAUUUAAUUAAAUUGCAAUAUCACUUUAUUAUUAUUUUUAAUAAAUUGUCUAUCACUUAGUUAUGCUCAGUAGGAGUUAAAUGAUGGGCUAUAUACAAAACAUUUUUAACCAUGGUGAAAAAAGUAUAUUAUUUAAGUUAACAUCAGAAGAACUAUACAUAUGCUCGUGCACAUUUACAGCAUACAAAAGCUCUGCUAUAAAACAAGGCAAAAAAAGAAUAUUUUUGGGCUUUUGUAAGGGCAGCAAAGUACUGUCAAAAUGUUUAAUGAAGGAAAUUUAUGCUGAUUGUUGAAAAUCGUGCCAUUGUCUUGAAGACACACAUGAUAAUCCCCCCCCCUACAUUACAACGUCACAAACAAGGGUAAUAUCUACCUACAGAUAAUUAUUGACACAUAUACUGUACUCUCAAAUCCCCCUCAAAUGUUUAUCAGUAAGUUUUCAGUCAGAAAAUACCCUCAAGCACUGAAACAUCCAAGCUCUGUAUCAAGUAAUCAUCUUGUAUUCAUUGUCUUAUUUUUUCCAAACAUCAGUUUAAUAAAAAAAAGAUGCUGCAAUAAGCGAAUUUACUGUAUUAUGUUUUGAACAUUGAGUAUAUGCAAAAAAAUAAAUAAAAUACAAUGUAUGCAUUAAAAUAAAACAAUAAAGUACACAAAUAAUAGAUA
This is a messenger RNA of Bombina bombina (fire-bellied toad), 1260 nucleotides long. RefSeq names its product neuropeptide-like protein C4orf48 homolog. The record is from RefSeq and is a predicted model, not a curated record. NCBI's taxonomy places the organism in Eukaryota, Metazoa, Chordata, Amphibia, Anura, Bombinatoridae. The coding region runs from base 70 to 351 and encodes 93 amino acids. The transcript has 4 exons.